Molecule: messenger RNA, 3689 nt
Organism: Onychostoma macrolepis
Lineage: Eukaryota; Metazoa; Chordata; Actinopteri; Cypriniformes; Cyprinidae
Gene: mios
Product: missing oocyte, meiosis regulator, homolog (Drosophila)
Exons: 11
Coding region: 148-2781 (877 amino acids)
Biological process (GO): cellular response to amino acid starvation; positive regulation of TORC1 signaling
Cellular component (GO): cytoplasm
Molecular function (GO): protein binding
Source: RefSeq, a predicted model, not a curated record
UGUUUAGACGGAGUGGGACUUUUAUUUUGUGUGUUUCUGUCACGUUGUGUUUACAGUCUGCACUGUUUCCGACUUCACGCUACCUAAACAAACUUCAGCAUGUUUGCACGUCAAAUGUAUCUGCACUGAAGAAACCACUGUCCUGCCAUGUCGAGCGGCUUUAAGCCAGAUAUACUGUGGUCUCCCCAUCACGCAGACCACUAUGUGAUCUGCGACACUGAACUCAGUCUGUAUCGGAUUGGACCCGCAGGAAGCUCCGAGACCAAAGCCGGGGCCCUUCCGCUAUCCGAGGACACGGCGGCCACGCUGCUGGCCAUCAACUCCGACACCCCGUAUAUGAAAUGUGUGGCCUGGUAUCCCAAACAAGAGCCGGAGUGUUUGCUGGCUGUGGGACAGGCCAACGGUCGAGUCGUCCUGACCAGUCUGGGACAGAGCCACAACUCCAAGUGUAAGGAGCUGGUGGGUAAAGAGUUUGUACCCAAGCACGCCCGACAAUGCAACACACUCGCGUGGAACCCCGUGGACAGUAACUGGCUGGCGGCUGGUUUGGACAAACAUCGGGCUGAUUUUUCCGUUCUCAUAUGGGACAUAAGUAGUAAGUUUUCUCCCGAAGCGGUUCCUGCUGAGAAGGUUCGUCUGUCUGGAGAUGUGGACUCUGGGUUGGUGGUGACCAAACCGCUGUACGAGCUUGGACAGAACGAUGCAUGUCUUUCUAUUUGUUGGCUCCCUCGUGAUCAUCAAAAGUUACUCCUGGCCGGGAUGCACCGAAAUCUGGCCAUCUUUGACCUACGCAACACCAGCCAGAAGACGUUUGUGAACACCAAAGCCAUCCAGGGCGUAACGGUGGAUCCUCACUUUCAAGAUCGCGUUGCGUCCUUCUUCGAAGGGCAGGUGGCCAUCUGGGAUUUGCGCAAAUUCGAAAAACCAGUCUUUACUUUGACCGAGCAGCCCAAACCUUUGACCAAAGUGGCAUGGUGUCCCACUCGCAUGGGCCUGCUGGCCACGCUCACGCGGGACAGCAACAUCAUCCGGCUGUACGACAUGCAGCACACGCCCAUGCCGUUCGGCGACGAGGUGGAGCCCACCAUCAUUGAGCGCAGCGUCCAGCCCUGCAGCGAGAGUAUCAUCAGCAGCUUCGCCUGGCAUCCGUCCGCCCAGAACCGCAUGGUGGUGGUGUCGCCCAACCGGGUCAUGAACGACUUCACUGUGUUCGAGCGCAUAUCACUGGCCUGGAGCUCCACCACGGCACUGAUGUGGGCGUGCGGGCGGCACCUGUACGAGUGCGCCGAGGACACCGGUCAGGGGGCGGCCGCUGCUGAGAAAGACAUCGCCACUAAGAUGAGGGAGCGAGCGCAGUCGCGUUACGGCCACGACACCGUGCAGGUGUGGAGGAACCACGUGCUGGCCGGAGGAGACGACCCACAGCUGAGGUCACUCUGGUACACGCUCCAUUUUAUGAAAGAGUACACUGAAAAUGUGGAGCAGAAGCAACAGAGCAAUAAACAGUCGCUCAUCUACUCAGGCAUCAAAAACAUUGUCAAGUCCAGCUCUGGUACUACAGAGACACGGCGCUGCUGGUCGGGUUCAGACAGGCAGACCGAUGUACCGUGGUACCACAGCGAGGAGCGCAGUCUGGCCCUGCAGCUGUGUGGCUGGAUCAGUCGAGGGCCUGACAUCGAUGUGGAGCCCUUCCUGAAGUCUCUGGAGCAGGAAGGCGAGUGGGAGAGAGCCGCUGCUGUCGCCCUCUUUAACCUGGACAUCCGACGGGCCAUUCAGAUUCUUAACAAAGGAGCUUCGGCAGAGAAAGGUGAUCUGAACCUGAACGUGGUGGCCAUGGCUCUGUCGGGCUACACUGAUGAGAAAAACUCCCUGUGGAGAGAGAUGUGCAGCUCUCUCAGACUCCAGCUGAAGAAGCCGUACCUGUGUAUCAUGUUUGCCUUCCUCACCAGUGAACCUGGCGCCUAUGAUGCCGUCUUGUAUGAGAGUCGUGUGGCUGUCAGAGACAGGGUGGCAUUUGCAUGUAUGUUUCUAAACGAUGCUCAGUUGCCUCGUUACAUAGACAAGCUGACCAAUGAGAUGAAGGAGGCUGGUAAUCUGGAGGGCAUCCUGCUGACAGGACUGACGAAAGAUGGAGUGGAUCUCAUGGAGAGUUAUGUAGACCGAACCGGAGACGUGCAGACGGCCAGUUUCUGCAUGCUCAAAGGCUCCCCAGGAGAGGUGCUGAAGGACCCUCGGGUGCAGUGCUGGAUCGAGAACUAUCGCAACCUGUUGGACGCCUGGAGGUUUUGGCAUAAACGGGCUGAAUUUGACAUUCAUAGGAGCAAAUUGGAUCCCAGCUCAAAGCCACUUGCACAGGUGUUUGUGAGCUGUAACUUCUGUGGAAAGUCUAUAUCAUACAGCUGCUCAGCGAUGCCUCAUCAGGGCCGUGGAUUCAGUCAGUACGGGGUCAGCGGUUCACCCACCAAGUCAAAGGUCACCAGUUGCCCUGGCUGUCGUAAACCACUUCCACGCUGUGCCCUCUGCUUAAUGAACAUGGGCACCCCUGUGUCCAGCUGCCCAGGCACAGGAAAAGCAGAUGAGAAAGCUGAUCUCACACGAGACAAAAAACUCGCACAGUUCAAUAACUGGUUCACCUGGUGCCACAACUGCCGGCACGGUGGUCACGCGGGUCACAUGCUCAGCUGGUUUAGAGAUCACAGUGAGUGUCCUGUUUCGGCCUGCACCUGUAAAUGCAUGCAGCUGGACACCACAGGCAACCUGGUGCCUUCUGAUAGUGUAUGAAGGCCUUUCUGACUUAAAUCUCCCACAUUACUAGAAACCAGCUACCAACAUUAGUACUGUAAGUGAUGAUGGCAGAGUUCUCACAGUUUCAGAAGUUAAAGACGAGCAUAUGUGUCUUUUCUGAAGUGAUCUGCACACCUCAUUGGUGUUGAAGUUGACGACAGGUGCUCUAUUGUCACAGGAACUUAGAUUGUUAGGAUUAUGUUACCCAUGAUUAACUCACCCACCCACGGGCAGUUGUUUUCUCAGACGUCUGACCUUCUCGAGAGAGAAUCCAUGUGAAUAUCUGACCUAUGCAUUUGUGAUCCAGUAGCAGGAGUUUCUAUGAAUAAAACUAUUUCACUACCAACUUUAGAGACAGGGAAAGAGAUACCACGAUAAUUUACCCUGAGGAGUUUGAAUGCAUGUCAGGAAUGUUUUGUUUAUAUCUUAGAAAGUGCUUUCACACGGUCCAUAACUACUUCCACUACUUGCCUUUGAGUUUAGGGAUUUAUAUUGUUUUAUUAUUCUGUAUUUAUUGCAUAUUACUCCAUACCACACUGAACCUCAGUCAGCUGUUGAAAAUUUGAUUUGUCAGAGAUCUACAAUACAGGUCAAAUGAUCUUCACUGGAAAGGUGUCUAUUCAGUUUGUUUUAAAAAUUGCUUUUAACAAAUAACACAAAGUGAUUUUCGUUGUUUGAGAUGUGUAGGUUUAACAUUAGUUCUGGCUAAGUGUUGCAUUUUUGGAUCCAAAGGUAAUGCUAUUUUGUAAUGCUUGCCGUAAUUUAUUGCACAAUCAAUGCAACAAUUUAACAUCCUAACUAUUUAAAUGAUUGUGUCUUUAUUUUUUUGAAAAGCAAAAAGAACUUACAUCGAUGACUAAUGUUAUUAAAAAAAUUUUGAAGGAGUUUUGAAUGCAGUGUUUUCU